CGCCCGUCAUGAAUUAACCUCUACAAUGGAGCGCCUAUCACCCCUGGGUGCGUGUACGCAUUGUCUCAUAAGGAAAGCUAAGGACACCAUUUGCAUCCCAAUUAGCGAAGAGAGUUUUGCCGGCAAGUGAAAAGCAACACGAUACCACUGUACUUUGAACGUUUGGAGGACGCUAUUGUCUGGAUUAAGGAAUUGAAAGUGAAAUUGCCAAAAUUAUCGCGUUGCGUUCGAUUAGUUGUUUGAUAACCCGAAUUGUGUUUGUGUAUUGUGUUAAUCUGGAUAUUAGAUGACAAUGGAGAGAAUACCUAGAGUCCUCUUGAGUAUAGCCUUAGCUGCUCUCUUGCCGAUUGCCGCACCAAAUAUUCAUGAGGAACAAGCCAAAGAAAACAUCCCUCAUUCGCGGCAAAAGAGGAUUCUAUGGAUAACCAACGAUGGUCGCUUAGCACUACCACCGGGAACUACUAUGUCAAUUACUCCUUCUAUAUCGAUGCCUUUUGUAAGGCAUCCACCGAAGGGAUUUCUCUCAAACAUGACUAUAAGUUUCCCGUUUACGAGUACAAUAAUGUAUCAGCUGGAAUGUAAAAUCGACUUCGAUAAACUGGGACUGACAGAUAACGAAAACCCGUACGGUGAUUUGCCGCCAAUUUUUGCAAGGUCUAUGGGCAGCACAGCGGCCUCUCUAAUGGCAGACUAUGUUGGCCAAUAUUUGGAUCAUAGACGGGGAAAACGAUCCACAGACAAAAUGAUACCGCCUGAAGCUGAGAAGCUGGUUCUUGACAGAUUUCACGGCGGAGAAAGAGCCCUCAUGUAUGGAAUUGCAGAGGACCUAUUAGCCAAUUUUGGCUUAGAUGGAAAAGAGUGUCUUUUGCGUGCAAUUUGCGAAGUGCACGCGCAUCCUUUACACAACUUUGGCUUCCUUGGGGAGGUUAUGAAGUUGUUCUUUAGCCCAACAAAAUCCCCUUACGCAAGUCUUUUGGAUGAAUAUGUAACAGCUCAAAAGGCUGGAGAAUCGGGAGGUGAAUGCUGGCCGUACUACAGGCUAUGUCCAAAGAGCAUAUUUCAAUCGACGCAAAAUAAAUAUGCGGAAGAUGCCGAAAAAUUCCAUAGACAAGAAAAUAUUGACGAAAAUAAUAUAGAAACGAAAGCUAUGUAAGAUACUCCCAAAUGUAGCGAUAGUGUCCAACCAAAGUCCAAUAAAAAUGUAGUCGUUACAAAAAUUUUGAUCAAUGAUGCCAGAUUCAAAAAAAUGAUUAAACUGUAUAGUGGUACAAAUCCUGAUGUAAGCAAGAUCAAAAAAUUAACUUAUACUGAUUUCAUGAAGUUGAAUAGUUUUUUUUUCUUUUUUGAGGACAGUCCUGUUAUCAAGAAAUAUUAUAAAUAUAAAUUAACGCCGGUAAAUAAAAGUGAAGUCGAACAAAUAAUUAUCAAUUUUGUAUAAAUUGAGUAGAGUUCCAUGGUCGCUUCUAGAACUAAAGAAAAAUAGAUAUACAAUAAACAAAGAAACAAAAAUUGUUAUGGAAUUUAGUAUCAUUAUAAUGAAUGUGCUGGGAACCCUGACACAAGUAUUUUUUACUUAAAAGGACUUUCAUAUCUUACACAUUGUAAUAAUAAAUUGAAGUAUUUCCGAACCACUUGGACUUAGGGUCCUUCAAAAAAAGAGCGUACCAAUUCUUAAAAAGCCUACAACGCACUCGCCAAUCCUCUGGCAUUGCGAGUGUUUUUCUAUGGCAGUAUCACUUAAAAUCAUGUGAGCCUCCUCCAGCUUGCAAAAACACAAAAAGACGAAAUGAAAAAUGUGACAAAUAGUGUGACAUAUAGGGCACGAUGCAUAUGUUAUUAUAAUGAUUUCCUAAUACUCGAUUUGAUGCGAUAAUUUUACGCAAUUCAUUGGAAUUAGCACCACUAUUUGCUUUAGUUUUAUUCAUACUAGAAAUAACUGUUCAUUUUAUUCAAUCGCGAGCCAGUAAUGAAAUCGAGUACAAUCAAGUGAGUCUUGGUAUCAUUGAGAAAUGAGAUUCAUAAACAUAACAAUAACUGUAAAUGCAAAAAGUAAUAGUUAUUCGUAUCUUAAAUGAAUGUAAAAAGAUUAUAAUAUCCACAAUUUUCGCUUAAAAACUAAAA
Molecule: messenger RNA, 2121 nt
Organism: Pieris brassicae (large cabbage white)
Lineage: Eukaryota; Metazoa; Arthropoda; Insecta; Lepidoptera; Pieridae
Exons: 7
Coding region: 287-1153 (288 amino acids)
Source: RefSeq, a predicted model, not a curated record